CGAAGAGGUUCCGCACAGAACCCGUUAAGUAUCGUCUAAAAUAGAGGAAUCCCCGCCGCCGUCUGAGACGCACUCCGACACUUAAACACUGCUGACCACUGAAAUGGAACUCGAAGCUGCGACGUCGUGUAGAAUCUCUUCCUCUUUCAGCCGCCUCCUGACUCCCCCUCCGGCUGCAAUCAGCUUCAUCAACCGGGAUAAGCCAACAAAAGCUCUUCCUGUUCCCCUUUCCGGCAAUCUUUUUGCAAACGCUUCUGUUCGUGCUCGCCGGAAUUUUCAAUGUAAAGCCAGCAAUAAUAUUGAAGUUGCUGAUAAAUUAAAGAUGGCAGCUACAGAUUUUUCUGAUGACCUGGAGCUCUCAAGCUUGACGGCAUUGUGCCCGCUUGAUGGUCGUUAUUGGGAAAAGGUCAAAGGGCUGGUACCUUUUUUGAGUGAAUAUGGUUUAAUUCGCUACCGGGUUCUGGUUGAGGUUAAGUGGUUGUUAAAACUUUCGCAAAUUCCUGAGAUCCCUGAGGUCCCCAAGUUCUCUAAAGCUGCUGAGACUUUUCUGGAAAAUUUAUUCCAUGAAUUCAGUUUAAAUGAUGCUAAGGAAGUCAAGAAAAUUGAGAAAGUGACUAACCAUGAUGUUAAAGCAGUUGAAUACUUUUUGAAGAAAAAGUGUCAGGCACACCCAGAGAUAGCCAAGGUGCUUGAAUUUUUCCAUUUUGCUUGCACUUCUGAGGACAUCAAUAAUCUUGCUCAUGCACUAAUGCUCAAGGAAGCAUUGGAUAGGAGCAUCCUUCCAGCUAUGGAUGAAGUGAUCUCAAAAAUAUCUAAAAUGGCUUUGGACAAUGCCAGCAUUCCUAUGCUUUCUCGCACUCAUGGGCAGCCUGCAUCACCAACAACCUUGGGAAAGGAAAUGGCCAUCUUUGCCUACAGGUUAAACAGCCUAAGGUGGAAUGUUUCAAAAGUUAAGAUUUUGGGGAAGUUUGCGGGUGCAGUUGGGAACUACAAUGCACAUUUAGUAGCGUACCCUGAUAUAAUUUGGCCGAAAGUUGCAGAGGAAUUUGUUAAAUCUCUUGGAAUUGGCUUCAAUCCCUAUGUGCCUCAAAUUGAACCUCAUGACUAUAUGGCUGAGCUUUUCCAUUCUAUCAUCCUGUUUAACAACAUCUUGCUUGAUUUUAAUAGAGAUAUAUGGGGAUAUAUAUCUUUGGGUUAUUUCAAACAGCUAACUAAAGCCGGUGAGAUUGGGUCGUCAACCAUGCCCCACAAAGUCAAUCCAAUCGACUUUGAAAAUAGUGAAGGGAAUCUUGGUGUUGCCAAUGGCGGAUUAUCGCAUCUAAGCAUGAAGUUACCUAUCUCUCGGUGGCAGAGAGAUUUGACCGAUUCUACGGUUCUCAGAAACAUGGGUGUAGGAUUAGGACACACUCUUCUUGCCUACAAGAAUGCAUUGCAGGGAAUUGCAAAGCUUCAGGUCAAUGAAGCUCGCUUGAGUGAAGAUUUGAAUUCUUGUUGGGAAGUACUUGCUGAACCAAUACAAACUGUGAUGCGAAGAUAUGGUGUUCCAGAACCUUAUGAGAAAUUAAAGGAGCUUACCAGAGGACGAUCAGUGACUCAAGAAAGCAUGAGAGAAUUCAUUAAUGGUCUAGACAUACCAAGUGAUGCAAAAUCAUCGCUCUUAAAUCUAACACCUCAGAGUUACGUUGGGGCAGCAACUGAAUUGGCCCAAAACAUUGAAUUAGCUCUCCGUUUAGUUAACGGUAGAAGCAUUCACUGAUUUUGGUUAAAGAGUGAAUUGGGUUGUGGAAGGUGAUGCUUAUUUCUGUAGGUCUGCUGACUGAAUUCAGCAAAGUUUCGUACCUGAGGUUCAGUUCUUCUCUCCUUAGUAGACUUGGGGGGUAUAUUUUAACGUGAAGAUCUCGCAUAGCGCUGUUGUAUCGACUAGAACCUAGGAUGAUAUAGCUUGAUAGUUUGUUGAGCGUUAAACUGUAGUGGUGUUAGCCAAUCUGUGCACCAAAUUGGCCAAAUUUUGUUCAGUUGCAUAAAACAUCAGUAGUAUAAUAAGGUCUUAUUGACACCAAAAUUUCUUAUGAUAAUUAAGGUCUGAUUGAUAAGUUGACCAAGAGUCAAAAGAGGGAAAAUGUAGUACCUUCUCACGUCUCACAAAAAUAGUUCACAUUGAGAUUUGAAAUUUGUAUUGUUUUGAGUACAAAUUUUAAAACUCAAUGUGGAUUAUUUUUGUGGGACGGAGGGAGUAUUAUGUCCUGGCUUCAUUUGGAUGAAAGGCCUAAAAUGUAGUUAAACCCAUCUUACUAGUACCUGUUUUUCUGCAAGAAAGAACUUUUUUUUUAUUCAUUUUCAUUUUUUAAAUCGAUUACGCCCAAGGAGGAUUAGGCCCAAGUAGUUUACUAGGAUUAUUCCAUGUAUUAGGUAAGAUUGGUUCACAAAUUUAAAUGAUAUCGUCAAC
Messenger RNA from Oldenlandia corymbosa var. corymbosa, 2446 nucleotides. The record is from the annotation of a GenBank genome assembly. NCBI's taxonomy places the organism in Eukaryota, Viridiplantae, Streptophyta, Magnoliopsida, Gentianales, Rubiaceae.